AUGGAUGUUUUGGAGGAUAAUGUAUAUCAGACCGUUUUGAAUGAAUUGUGUGAUAUCAUUGAAACUAUACAAGGAAAAUUAAGGCAUACUAUAUCAUACAGUAUUAAAGUAAAAUGUAGAACCGGAGAUUUCUCUAAAAGUGAAGAUAGAAUCCCCCUAAAAGAUGUCAAUGACAGAGAGGUAUAUUUUUGUGAUGAACAUUGUAUCCCACACAGCAUGGAUGACAUAAGAAAUAGCUGGUUUAAACAUCAUGAUAGGUAUUACAAGAAACCAGACCAAAAAGGACUGGUCUUGAUAGUUAACCUUCGGUUCCUUGCUCCAAAAGGAAAUCCAAUAAAAGUUUAUACAGUUUCUGACGAGGAUCUGCGGAAUCUUUUAAAUUUCUUCAACGAAGAACUUAAAUAUCAGGUGAACAUUGCGGGAUACCCCAUGACAAAGACUGAGCUACAGAACUAUUUCAUGGAAUUUGACAGAACAUACUUGGUAGAGAACUCACAGGAUUAUCAUUCCUUUGUCUGUGUUAUCAUAGGUUUUGAAUAUGAGGGCGGAAUUCAGACAACAGAUAUACCCAUCACUAUUGAAGAAAUACACCAAAUAUUCAAAAGCAAGCCUGGAGGAAAAUUCAAUGGUAAACCAAAAUUAUUUCUUAUUCAAAACAUGUUCGGACCAAAAUAUCCUUUUGGCCAAACAAGAAGCCCACAUAUAUUUAAUGCAUUAGGCGCAUCAAAAGAUAACUCUGAUGUGCUAAGUUUUUCUUCAGAAAUAGAUACUGACAGUUUAGUAGCAUGGUCAUCAAAACCAGAAAUAUACAAGUUAAAAUCAGUUGGCGCGUCACCGUUCAUAAGAGAAUUUGUAUCUGUAGCCAAACAUAAAUACAGAGAUGAGCAUAUCGAAGAUAUAUUGAGUGAUGUGAUAAGAAAUUUAGAUACACGUUCAAGAUAUACACGUGCAUUAGAAUAUUUUCCAAAAGCAACAUUGACAUCAAAGAUGAAGUCUGCAUUAACAAAGAAAUGCUUCUUGUAA
Molecule: messenger RNA, 1023 nt
Organism: Mytilus trossulus (common blue mussel)
Lineage: Eukaryota; Metazoa; Mollusca; Bivalvia; Mytilida; Mytilidae
Product: caspase-3-like
Exons: 6
Coding region: 1-1023 (340 amino acids)
Biological process (GO): proteolysis
Molecular function (GO): cysteine-type endopeptidase activity
Source: RefSeq, a predicted model, not a curated record